CCUGACACCCGGCCCUCUUCGCCGAGGAAACUUCGCAGGCUGGCCCACCAAGUCCAUCACUAUGACCGAUGGGGACUAUGACUAUCUGAUCAAACUCCUGGCCCUUGGAGAUUCAGGCGUGGGGAAGACGACAUUUCUUUAUCGAUACACAGACAAUAAGUUCAAUCCCAAGUUUAUCACCACAGUAGGAAUAGACUUUCGGGAAAAACGUGUGGUUUAUAAUGCCCAGGGGCCCGACGGAUCAUCAGGAAAGGCAUUUAAGGUGCAUCUUCAGCUAUGGGACACUGCGGGACAAGAGCGAUUCCGGAGCCUCACCACUGCAUUUUUCAGAGAUGCCAUGGGCUUCUUAUUAAUGUUUGACCUCACCAGUCAACAGAGUUUCUUAAAUGUCAGAAACUGGAUGAGCCAACUGCAAGCAAAUGCUUAUUGUGAAAAUCCAGAUAUAGUAUUAAUUGGCAACAAGGCAGACCUACCAGAGCAGAGGGAAGUCAAUGAAAGGCAAGCCAGGGACCUGGCUGACAAAUACGGUAUACCCUAUUUUGAAACAAGUGCAGCGACUGGCCAGAAUGUGGAGAAAGCUGUGGAAACCCUUCUGGACUUAAUAAUGAAGCGAAUGGAACAGUGUGUAGAGAAGACACAGGUUCCCGACACUGUCAACGGUGGAAACUCUGGAAAGCUAAAUGGGGAGAAACCAGCAGAGAAGAAAUGUGGCUGCUAGUCUCUGCAUAGGAACUGAUCAUCAAAACCCCCAUAUUACUUCCCCAAACAGCAACAAACCACAAAAUUGUUGUUGAGUAGACCACGCAUAAUGACAUAUCUUGCUUUUCUGCCAGAAAAAUCUAUUUUAAGAAACCAGAAUAGUCAACAGUGUUCAAAAGAAUUGACCAGUUGUCUCUGAGACCCCUCCAAACAAGAUCAGAGAUUUCUUUAUGUGGUCUCACUAUCAUGGAUGCUCAAUUUGUGUUAUUUUUUUUACAAAGAUGAGUAUAUAAGAAAGUAUUCAAGAUGAUUAUUGGUUUUAAAUCAGAGCAAAAAUUACCAUGUCACAUGGAGGAAAGGGAUAGUCCACUAGAGGGAAAAUAUAGAAAGACAGUUUUUUUCUUAAAGAUUAGAUUUACUUCUUAUAGAAUUUUUGUCCUUUUAGCUUUGCAUUGGGGGGACAUAUUAGCUAACAAUGGGUACACAAUAAAGAAAUCUAAAUCAAUCGUUAAGAAUGUCAUGGCUAUAUACACCCAAUAAGCUGUCCUAGGAUGGCUUACUUGCUGAUAAGGUUAUGAGAGUGUGAGAGUCAGACUUCUGCUAAAAUAUGGGAUAUUGUAUAUUAAUGUCCUUUUUAUAUUCUUAAUAAGUGGCAAAUUGACAAGAACAGGACUGUGAGUGACAAAGUACAAAAGAAAUGCCCUGGGAGAAAAAUGAAAGUGUGGAAAAACAGCAUUUGGACCAAUGAAAUUAAAUGUGUCUGUUACAGAUGGCUGGAAGAGUCAUUUAGCCAAAUUUCACCCAACCAAUUAGAAGUUGACAUUAUCGGUUGGGAUUAAGAGAAUCUCCAGAGGUUUCCUGUUCAAACAAAAUUUUGGCAAUUGAUUCGUUGUUCAGUCUCACAUUUCAUUUUUCUUAGCAUAUGGUCAC
This is a messenger RNA of Hyaena hyaena (striped hyena), 1629 nucleotides long. RefSeq names its product RAB27B, member RAS oncogene family (gene RAB27B). The coding region runs from base 62 to 718 and encodes 218 amino acids. The record is from RefSeq and is a predicted model, not a curated record. Gene Ontology annotation, biological process: positive regulation of exocytosis; melanosome transport. Gene Ontology annotation, cellular component: secretory granule; melanosome. Lineage: Eukaryota; Metazoa; Chordata; Mammalia; Carnivora; Hyaenidae. The transcript is spliced from 6 exons. Gene Ontology annotation, molecular function: GTPase activity; GTP binding.